Messenger RNA from Artibeus jamaicensis (Jamaican fruit-eating bat), 1595 nucleotides. RefSeq names its product lectin, mannose binding 2 (gene LMAN2). Lineage: Eukaryota; Metazoa; Chordata; Mammalia; Chiroptera; Phyllostomidae. Bases 192 to 1178 code for a protein of 328 amino acids. Gene Ontology annotation, molecular function: D-mannose binding. Gene Ontology annotation, cellular component: Golgi membrane; COPII-coated ER to Golgi transport vesicle; endoplasmic reticulum-Golgi intermediate compartment. The transcript is spliced from 8 exons. The record is from RefSeq and is a predicted model, not a curated record. Gene Ontology annotation, biological process: Golgi organization; endoplasmic reticulum to Golgi vesicle-mediated transport; endoplasmic reticulum organization.
AAGAAAGUGUGGAACUACAUUUGAUCAGGAUGGGGGCCGCUCAGCAAAUAAAACCGCCGUCUCCUGCUGUGAAGCUUUGCUUUAACACCAAGUGAUCUAGGUUGGGGCGGGGGUGUUUCCGGCCGGAGGCCAUUAUAUGGGACACCGGAAGGCGGAAGUGCUAGAACGGAAGUGGCGGAGAGGAACGGGGAAUGGCGGCUGAAGACUGGAUUUGGCGUUGGGGCUGGGGCCGGCGGUGCCCGGGGAGUCCUGGGCUUCCCGGCCCCGGCCCUGGCCCCACGACACCUCUACUUCUUAUCCUGUUGCUGGGGUCGGUGGCUGCGGAUAUAACUGACGGCAAUAGUGAACACCUCAAGCGAGAGCAUUCGCUUAUUAAGCCCUACCAAGGGGUCGGUUCCAGCUCCAUGCCCCUCUGGGACUUCCAAGGCAGCACUAUACUCACAAGCCAGUACGUGCGUCUGACCCCUGAUGAGCGCAGCAAAGAAGGCUCUAUCUGGAAUCACCAGCCUUGCUUCCUCAAGGACUGGGAGAUGCACGUCCACUUCAAAGUGCACGGCACCGGGAAGAAGAACCUCCACGGAGACGGCAUCGCCCUGUGGUACACACGGGACCGCCUUGUGCAUGGGCCUGUUUUUGGAAGCAAAGACAACUUCCACGGCUUAGCCAUUUUCCUGGACACAUACCCCAAUGAUGAGACCACGGAGCGCGUGUUCCCGUACAUCUCGGUGAUGGUGAACAAUGGCUCCCUGUCCUACGACCACAGCAAGGAUGGCCGAUGGACUGAGCUGGCAGGCUGCACAGCCGACUUCCGCAACCGUGACCAUGACACCUUUCUAGCCGUGCGCUACUCCCGGGGCCGCCUGACGGUGAUGACUGACCUGGAGGACAAGAACGAGUGGAAGAACUGCAUCGACAUCACGGGAGUGCGCCUUCCUACCGGCUACUACUUUGGGGCCUCAGCUGGCACCGGUGACCUGUCUGACAAUCACGACAUCAUCUCCAUGAAGCUGUUCCAGCUGAUGGUAGAGCACACCCCUGACGAGGACAACAUCGACUGGACCAAGAUCGAGCCCAGUGUCAAUUUCCUCAAGUCACCCAAAGAUUCAGCAUUUAGCGUAUUGGGAGUUCAUUUCCGUGUGGGGAGUGAUGUCGAGGUCUGGUUGUCCCCUCCAUGCUGAUGUCCAGCCCAUUGUGCCAGCAGCACCUUCAGUGACGCAUUUUUUCUCUGCGUGAGCCACAGCGCCACUAAGGCAGAGCUUGGCCAGUGGUGGCCCGUCUUGACACUGCUCCCUCGCCUUCCUCCUCUUCCAUGGCCUUGGCUUUAAGGCUGAAAACUCAGCUGAACCUCCCCGCUCCUUCUGGGUGGGGGAGGAGAUGCCUGCGGCAUCAGCUGCGGAGGUUUUCGGUAACCACAUCAGGCGGUGGCAGAUGCUUAGCCACCGCCCCCUCCUCUGUGGGAGGGUGGUGUCUCUGAAACUGGGGAGGCCCCCUGGGACCUCAGAGGCCAGCUGGGUACAGCCCUUCUCACAGGGCUGGGGUGCUGCUCCAGCCUGAACUGCCAACCGCAGGGCUUCCAUGUGAAAAAGUAAAUCUGC